This is a messenger RNA of Striga hermonthica, 2116 nucleotides long. Lineage: Eukaryota; Viridiplantae; Streptophyta; Magnoliopsida; Lamiales; Orobanchaceae. The record is from the annotation of a GenBank genome assembly.
GAGGAGGAUAGGGCUGGCCGGCGCCGGGACCAAACUGAGCAUCCCACCGGGCCUCAAGAGCCUGAAAGCGCGCGUCGAAACCCCGCAUGUCUCUGUCGUAACGCUCCUCGAACUCCGCCCACCACGGAGAAGGCUGGGACCACCAGGCGGGCGGUGCAGACGAUGCAGCCGGACGCUGCUGAUGAUGAUGUGUGGCGCGGGGCGCUCGGCGGUCGGGCUCUGGAACAGGCUCAGGAGCGGGCUGCCAACCGGAAGGAGGCGAAAGGAGACGGCUAUCAUCGAGAACAGGCUGAUCAUGCUACAUCUCCUCCGGCUCAUGGGUAUAAUCGGUAUCCUGCUGAGGACGAGACGAGCUUGCCCGAGCUGUGGAAGCGGCUGCACUCACUUUCUUCAUAUAGGCGGUUCUGCCUAAUCCCAAAAGAAUCUCUUGCAAAUGUCACUCAAAAAGACGAUGAAAGUGUCAAGGAUUAUAUUGCCCGAUUCAAUGACCGAGUUCAGAAUAUGGAACCUUGUCAUCCUGAAACACUGCUUGUCAUGGCUAUCGCUGGGCUAAAACCGAACUCAAUUUUCCGCUGGACACUGUGUCAGAAUAAACCGAAUAUUUUUCAAGAAUUUCUCGCUCGAGCUCAGCAACAUAUUAUAGCUGAGGAAGCCAUGUCGGUCCCCGACUUUAACUUUAAUCCGAAGUCAUCCAAGGCAGGAACCGAAAAGAAGAAAAAGAACAAAUAUUUUGAACGACAAAACAAGACUCAGUUCAGGGGGCCUCCCCGGGGAGAUCCCAACGAUCCUGAAGUUCGAGCGGCCCGAAAACAAUAUGCUACCGAUGUGAAGUCUGGUUAUCAAACCGUAUAUUCUGCGGGAGCAGCCACCAUCUAUGAAGAAAUCAAAGGGAAGGGCAUUUUACCAGAUCCCAAACCACUUCGAAUGCCCGAAGAAAAACUGGACAAGUCCCGGUAUUGUGAUUAUCAUAAAUCGCCAGGGCACAACACGGAAGAGUGUUUGAGUUUGUUAGCUGCAUUGUUGUGUUUGAUUGGCCAUCCACAACUCAGAAAGUUUUACCGUAAUACCGAUCCCCAGAGGCGAGGUCCGGGGCGUCAGAUCGAACCCUUUGAUGAAGACGAUGAAGAGGACCGAGGUGCCAUGCCAAAACGCAUCCGACAAGGAGACAAGGAAGUAUUUAUGUUCACUUCGGAAACGCCCGAUUCAAACUUUACGGGAAUUAUCCGAGGAUGUAAACGAGGUCGAUCUCCUGAACCGAUGCAAAUUACCGUCCAUCGUGUCAAUACCAAUAAUUCCCGGAGUCCACUGUCCCACGUAGAACUGAUCUAUAUUGAUGAACCGGUCUUCCACAAAUCACUGCGUAUUGGAAGUCAUCUUCAAGAACCUCUGCGGUCAGAACUUAUCUCGUUUCUCAAACACAAUUCUGAUGUUUUCGCUUGGAAGCACGAGGAUAUGAAGGGUAUCGACCCCGGUGUCGCUAGCCACAAGUUGAACCUCGAUCGAACCAUCCGGCCUGUUGUACAAAAGAGAAGAAAACUGGGGCCGGAUCGUCAGAAGGCGUUGGAAGAAGAAGUCAAAAAACUCAUCGACAACAAGUUCAUCAAGGAAGCCAAAUACCCGACGUGGGUCUCAAAUCCUGUUCUUGUCAAAAAGAGCAAUGGGCUAUUGAGACUGUGUAUCGAUUUUUCCGAGCUGAAUAAGGCGUGCCCGAAGGACAGUUAUCCGCUUCCCCACAUAGAUUAUAUGGUUGAUGCAACGUCGGGACAUGAGUUGAUGAGUUUCAUGGAUGCUUACUCGGGCUAUAAUCAGAUUCCUAUGGAUCCUGAAGAUUCUGAACACAGCUCAUUCUAUUCGGCCCGAGGCUUGUACUGUUAUACAAUGAUGCCAUUUGGAUUAAAGAACGCCGGAGCCACAUAUCAACGUCUCGUCAACAAAAUGUUCGCUACACUGAUCGGUCACACUAUGGAAGUUUAUGUUGAUGACAUGCUCGUCAAGUCGGUGCACGCCUCUGAUCAUAUAAUGCAUCUUCAAGACAUGUUCGCCAUCCUCCGAUCUUAUUCCAUGGUCUUAAAUCCUAAGAAAUGUACUUUUGGAGUCGAAUCGGGAAAAUUUCUGG